This is a messenger RNA of Drosophila nasuta, 2661 nucleotides long. It is a transcript of the gene Gdi, whose product is annotated as GDP dissociation inhibitor. The record is from RefSeq and is a predicted model, not a curated record. The coding region runs from base 353 to 1684 and encodes 443 amino acids. Gene Ontology annotation, molecular function: Rab GDP-dissociation inhibitor activity. Gene Ontology annotation, biological process: small GTPase-mediated signal transduction; protein transport; vesicle-mediated transport. The transcript has 3 exons. Lineage: Eukaryota; Metazoa; Arthropoda; Insecta; Diptera; Drosophilidae. Gene Ontology annotation, cellular component: cytoplasm.
UUGUUUUUUUUUAUAAUUAAUUGCUUUUGGUUUUAAAUAUUCGUCCCGCCCGCUAAUUUAAAUUAAGCGCCGAAUAAGUAUGAGCUCUCAAACUGUUUAAUUGCGGUUGGCAGCACGCAUAAAAAUCAGCGAGUGCACAUUCUGUUACGCUAACAUCUGUUAUGUUCAGUAUGGCCAGACGGCAAAAAUAACAUAAAACCGUAGACAGAACAUAAGACGUUGGGCAUUUUCGAGCGAGUAGAGAAAAUUGUAUUGAGCGAAAAUUGUAAAAACGUCGGCAACGUCGCUAAGUGAAAAUCUCUUUUGAUUUAUAAAGUAGCUGGUUCAUUGUAAUAAAAAAAAAAACGCUAACAUGAAUGAGGAAUACGACGCGAUAGUUCUGGGCACCGGCCUCAAGGAGUGCAUAUUGAGCGGCAUGCUCUCCGUGUCGGGCAAGAAAGUCCUGCAUAUUGAUCGCAACAAAUACUAUGGCGGCGAAUCAGCCUCAAUUACGCCGCUGGAGGAGCUCUUUCAACGCUAUGGUCUGGAGGCGCCUGGUGAGAAAUUCGGGCGUGGCCGCGACUGGAACGUGGACUUGAUUCCCAAGUUUCUGAUGGCCAAUGGACAAUUGGUGAAACUUUUGAUACACACGGGCGUUACCCGUUAUCUGGAGUUCAAGUCAAUUGAGGGCAGUUACGUUUACAAGGGUGGAAAAAUCUCCAAAGUGCCAGUGGAUCAAAAGGAGGCACUGGCAUCUGAUCUCAUGGGUAUGUUUGAGAAGCGGCGCUUCCGCAAUUUCUUGAUCUACGUGCAAGACUUUAGAGAGGAUGACCCAAAGACCUGGAAGGACUUUGAUCCCACCAAAGCCAACAUGCAGGGACUGUACGACAAGUUCGGCCUGGACAAGAACACCCAGGACUUCACUGGCCAUGCGCUGGCGCUGUUCCGUGAUGACGAGUACCUUAACGAGCCGGCUGUCAACACCAUUCGUCGCAUUAAAUUGUACUCGGACUCGCUAGCGAGAUAUGGCAAAUCGCCAUAUCUGUAUCCCAUGUACGGUCUCGGCGAGCUGCCACAGGGCUUUGCCCGUCUAUCGGCCAUCUAUGGUGGCACCUACAUGCUGGACAAGCCAAUUGACGAGAUUGUUUUGGGCGAAGGCGGCAAAGUGGUUGGUGUGCGCUCUGGCGAUGAGAUCGCCAAGUGCAAGCAGGUUUACUGCGAUCCCAGCUAUGUGCCCGACAAGGUGCGCAAGCGUGGCAAGGUGAUUCGCUGCAUUUGCAUCUUGGAUCAUCCGGUGGCCAGCACCAAGGAUGGUCUCUCCACUCAAAUCAUCAUUCCACAGAAGCAAGUCGGUCGCAAAUCGGACAUUUAUGUCUCACUGGUCAGCUCAACCCAUCAGGUGGCCGCCAAGGGUUGGUUUGUGGGCAUGGUCUCGACCACAGUUGAAACCGAGAACCCAGAAGCUGAGAUCAAGCCCGGUCUCGAUUUACUGGAGCCAAUCGCACAAAAGUUCGUCACUAUUUCGGAUUAUUUGGAGCCCAUUGACGAUGGUCUCGAGUCUCAAAUAUUCAUCUCGGAAUCUUAUGACGCGACCACGCACUUUGAGACCACUUGCCUCGAUGUUUUGAACAUCUUCAAGCGCGGUACUGGCGAGACGUUCGAUUUCUCCAAGAUUAAGCAUGAGCUCGGCGAUGAGGAUCAGUAAAUGGAUCAGGAAAUGAAGGAUUCGAUUUCAUACUUUGGUGGAUGGGUGCGCGCUUGCGGCAUUUGGCAUGGGUCAGGACGAUACGGCGAUUUCCAGCUCAAGAACAACAACUGAAACAACAUCAACAACAACAUCAAUUAUAAACAAUAUAUUUUCAACAUCGUUGUGCGGCCGUUGCCAAAAAAGAGAAAUAAGAAACAAAAAUGAAAUAAAAACCAAAAGCGAUUUAAAUAUCCAAUUAAAUAAAAUGAAAAUGCAAAUGUAUUACGACAUUAAAACAUGAAACAUGCUUUUCCAUCUAGCCAAAACAAAAGGCUCAUCUUUUAUGUGGAAUACAAUUUUAGACAUGUAUCAAAACAAACGAAAAACAAAGAAACAUUGCUUGCUUUUCGCAAUAUUGGGAUACGCCUAGAAGAUUAAUAUAUACAUAACACACACAUACGAGUAUUUAAAAUAAUUAAAACAUAACAAAAAACAUACGGCAGUAAAGUACAUAACGAAAGAAAACACAUUGCAGACUCAGUUCAGAUCACCAUUGUAUUAGCCAAAUUUGAUUGUUGUGAACACAAAUAUAAAGAAAUGCAAACGAAAAUUAAAUGUAUAAUCACCCUCCACUAUGAAGCAACACAACUCCCCGAUCACUUCUCACUUUACCAAAUCCCAAAAUAAAUUGAGUGGCCAAACUCGAUUCCUGCUUCGUACACAAGUUUAUAUACUAUACAAAUAAACGAAAAAAAAAAGGAAAUGCUCCCCAUAAUUUACUACGCUCGAUGUGCUUGCAAUUCAGUUGUACACCAUAAAUAUGUAUAACACCAUAUACUAUAUAUUAUAUAUAAUAUGUAUUCUAUAUGUAUAUGUAUGUGUAUAUUGCUAUCAAUAGUUGCUUGGUUCUGUUUUGUGAUCGACAAAAACUUGUGCAUGCGAAAUCACAAAGACACAUAUAUUUAAAAAUAAACAAAAAAUCACAAAAAAAAAAA